This is a messenger RNA of Salvia splendens (bonfire salvia), 1627 nucleotides long. RefSeq names its product ankyrin repeat-containing protein At5g02620. Gene Ontology annotation, cellular component: plasma membrane. Gene Ontology annotation, molecular function: protein binding. Lineage: Eukaryota; Viridiplantae; Streptophyta; Magnoliopsida; Lamiales; Lamiaceae. The transcript is spliced from 2 exons. The coding region runs from base 119 to 1444 and encodes 441 amino acids. The record is from RefSeq and is a predicted model, not a curated record.
UUGCUUGUGUGUGGUGAGUGGACAUCGAUCUUUUGUGAAUAAGUAUUAGAAGAGGAUAAGAAGAAGAAGAAGAAAACAUAAACUAGAGAAAAAAAGAAAGAAUUAGUGGGAGAGAAAAAUGGUGAGCGAAGAAAUAGAAAAGAAACUCUACAAAGCUGCAUCAAAAGGGGAUGUAAAAGCACUUGUUCAACUAGUUGAAGAAGAUCCAUAUCUUGUUCAUGGAUUCUCGUUUCCAUGUUCAAGAAACCUUCUACACAUAGCAGCGAUGCAUGGACAAACAGCCGUUGUCGAAGAAGUGUUGGAGCGUAAUCCGAGGCUAGCGCGGAGUUCAGACUCCCGAAAUUCGUCCCCUCUUCACAUUGCGGUAGACGAAGGGGACCUUGAAAUCACAAAAAGGUUGAUGUCAGCAGCGCCGGAGAUGUGCUGGUGGCAGGACAAUCAAGGGAUGAAUCCGAUUCAUGUUGCGGCCGUGAAAGGGCAUGUUUUGAUAUUGGAGGAGCUGCUUCGACCGGACCUAUUUCCUGCCCGGGAGACAGUGCAUGGCGGGCAGACCGUGUUGCACUUGUGCGUGAAACAUUUUCAAAUCGCGACGUUGAAGGUUUUGGUCGAAAAGUUGGGGGACUUAGUUUGUGCAACGGAUGGUGAUGGGGAGACUCUCUUGCAUUUGGCUGUUAGAUCCAAUCAACUUGAGAUUGUAGAAUACUUGGUGGAAAGUAGAAAAAUAAAGAGACUAGCAAGGAAUUCGAAUGGCGAAACAGCAUUGGAUAUCUUGCGCGAGAGCUUUCACGACACAAAUACAUAUAGAGAAAUGAGAAAAAUCUUGCAACGUAUCGAUUCUCUGUCAAUGGUCAAACAGUUCCCCAAGUUGACCGAAAUGGCAAUGGUGGUGGUGAUUCUAAUAGCCACGAUGGCGUUCCAGGCGGCGGUCAACCCCCCGGGGGGCGUGUGGCAGGAUGACUCGCCAUCACACAAGGCGGGCAGAGCAGUGAUGGCAACUGAUAGUCCUGAACUAUAUAUAUCCUUCAUUAUUGCUACCAACACGGCUUUCAUUUCAUCGAUGAUCACAAUCGUCCUCAUCAGCACGGGAGCGCCACAUGUAGAUUUCGUCUUCCUGUCAAUCACCACGUAUUCGAUGUGGGUGUCGAUUGCGUCUAUUGGAGUGAGCUAUGGAAUUUCUCUACUCAUGACCAAUCCUAUGGAAACAAAAUCAGUUUUCGAAAUAGCCAUGAUAGUCGUAGGCGUGUUCGUCGGCAUCUAUAUAUUGUUGCUCAUCUACUUCCCCAUACGCACGAUAGUUUUGGGGGGGCUUAAACAAGCAGAGACACAAAUACAGAGUUUGCUGGAUGGUCUUGCAGGUCAGCCCGACUGCCCUUCCAAACGUGCGAUUGUUUCAUUGUGUGUCACAAUACAGAGAUGGAUUGGAGUUCUUACCACCGGUUAUUGAAGAUAUACUCAAUGCUUCAAUGUAAUAAUAGAGAGUCGAGCGUAGUUAUAAUUAAGCUCCAUUUCCCGUUCUCUUUGUUGGUUUUUUCCCGGAAUGCAAAACAACCCUAGAAUUGAGUCUUAAAGACCUUGUAUUCAUAAACAACUUAAGAAAUCACAAGACUCCUCUAUUAUUUUCGUCUAA